This is a messenger RNA of Dreissena polymorpha, 6669 nucleotides long. RefSeq names its product isoleucine--tRNA ligase, cytoplasmic-like. NCBI's taxonomy places the organism in Eukaryota, Metazoa, Mollusca, Bivalvia, Myida, Dreissenidae. Gene Ontology annotation, biological process: isoleucyl-tRNA aminoacylation. The transcript is spliced from 29 exons. Gene Ontology annotation, molecular function: ATP binding; tRNA binding; aminoacyl-tRNA deacylase activity. The coding region runs from base 193 to 4038 and encodes 1281 amino acids. The record is from RefSeq and is a predicted model, not a curated record.
UUAGCCUAUAUAGGCGGAUGACAACGACCAAGUACGGUGUAAUUUCAAGAACCGGUACAUGUGGAUGAUGAAAUUUAAUAAUUUUUAUUGAAAGAACUGCUGGCAAUCAUAUAUUUUUGCAUAACAACUAAUAAACUACAUAACUUAUUAACAUUGUGAAAGAUAGUCAUACACAGAGCUUGUAAAUUAAUCAUGGCUCAGCCAGUGCCAGAGAAGAUUUCCUUCCCUGGUGAGGAGGACAACAUCCUCAAAUACUGGGAACAAAUUGAUGCCUUCAAAACUUCAAUGAAGCUUUCAAAGGGGAAGCCAAGGUAUACGUUUUAUGAUGGGCCACCAUUUGCCACUGGACUUCCGCACUAUGGCCAUAUUCUGGCAGGCACCAUCAAGGAUGUGAUGACGCGAUGGGCACAUCAGAGUGGCUUUCAUGUUGAGAGGAGAUUUGGCUGGGAUUGUCAUGGACUACCUGUGGAGUAUGAAAUUGAUAAAACCCUUGGCAUCAAAGGACCUGAGGAUGUGGCCAAGAUGGGAAUUGACAAGUACAAUGCUGAAUGCAGAAAGAUUGUCAUGAGAUACUCUUCUGAGUGGAAGCAAGUUGUCACAAGACUGGGGCGUUGGAUUGACUUUGACAAUGACUACAAGACAAUGUACCCCUGGUUCAUGGAGUCCAUCUGGUGGGUGUUCAAGGAGCUCUACAAUAAGGGCCUCGUAUACAGGGGCUUCAAGGUUAUGCCUUUCUCCACAGCUUGUAACACUCCACUUUCGAAUUUUGAGUCUGGACAGAAUUACAAGGACGUUGUUGACCCUGCAGUGAUAAUAAGUUUCCCCUUGGAUGAGAACCCCAGUGUGAGUCUGAUAGGCUGGACCACAACUCCCUGGACAUUGCCAAGCAACCUGGCCCUGUGUGUGAACCCCGAUAUGGACUACGUGGAGGUCAAAGACAAGGCCACAGAGAAGGUAUAUAUCAUGAUGGAGGCCCGUCUGUCCGCGCUGUUCAAAUCUGAGGAGGAGUACACCAUCCUAGACAGGUUCAAAGGUCAGACACUGGAAGGGAAGACAUAUCAGCCGCUGUUCAACUACUUCAUUCAUCUGAAGGCUAAGACGGGUGCAUUCCGCGUGCUGUGUGACCGGUAUGUGACGUCUGAGAGCGGUACAGGGGUGGUACACCAGGCGCCAUACUUCGGUGAGGAUGAUCAGCGAGUGUGCACCAAGUACGGGAUCAUCACCAAGGACAUGGAGAUGGUGUGUCCCGUCGACUCCACCGGGAAAUUUACCUCCCCUGUGAAGGAGUUUGAAGGGCAGCACAUCAAGGACGCAGACAAAGAAAUCAUGAAAAAACUCAAGGCAGAUGGCAGACUGGUUCACCAGAGUACCUUAAAGCACAGCUACCCUUUCUGUUGGAGGUCUGAGACGCCCCUGAUCUACAAGGCUGUCCCCAGCUGGUUUGUGCGAGUGGAACACGCUCAAGAGAUGCUCCUGGCAAACAAUGCUGAAACAUAUUGGGUGCCUGCAUUUGUGAAGGAGAAGCGUUUUGCCAACUGGCUCCAGGAGGCGCGUGAUUGGGCGAUCUCGCGUAAUCGUUACUGGGGCACCCCACUACCGCUGUGGGUGUCAGACGACUACGAGGAGGUAGUGUGUGUGGGCUCCAUCGAGGAGCUGAUGAAGCUGACAGGGGUCACUGAGGUCACUGACCUGCACAGGGAACACGUUGACAAGCUGACCAUCCCGUCUCGGCAAGGCAAGGGUGUGUUGAGGCGUGUGCCGGAGGUGUUUGACUGCUGGUUUGAGAGUGGUGGCAUGCCAUACGCCCAACAGCACUACCCGUUCAAGAACAAGAAGGAGUUUGAUGAAUCAUUCCCAGCAGACUUCAUCGCUGAGGGAAUUGAUCAGACCAGAGGCUGGUUUUACACCCUUCUUGUGUUGUCAACUCUGUUGUUCGGUAAACCCCCAUUUAAAAAUCUGGUCUGCAAUGGACUUGUAUUGGCCGCAGAUGGACAGAAGAUGAGCAAGAGGAAAAAGAACUAUCCUGACCCCAUGGAGGUCGUAAACAAGUAUGGAGCAGAUGCACUCAGGCUGUACCUGUGCAACUCUCCCGCUGUGCGUGCAGACUCCCUGAAGUUCAAGGAGGAAGGGGUGCGAGACGUGCUCAAGGAUGUCUUCCUGCCGUGGUACAACGCCUACCGGUUCCUCAUGCAGAACGCUGAGAGGCUCCAAAGGGAGGAAGGCGUUUCCCUGCAGUACAGACCGGAGAAGUUGGGCACCUCAGAGAACUACAUGGACCGAUGGAUUCUCUCCUUCACUCAGUCACUCAUCAAGUACGUCCGCACCGAGAUGACAGCAUAUCGACUGUACACAGUGAUGCCAAGACUGGUGAAGUUUGUUGACCAGCUGACCAACUGGUAUGUUCGCAUGAACAGGAAGCGUUUGAAGGGCGACACAGGGGCAGACGACUGCCUGCAUGCUCUAACCUCGCUGUUUGGAGUCCUCUAUUCUAUGACCAAGGUCAUGGCCCCCUUGAUCCCGUACAUCACAGAGCUGAUGUUCCAGAAUCUACGCCACCUGCUGGACCCCGCAUACGUACAGGGACAGGACACCCGCAGUGUACACUUCACUAUGAUACCUGAACCUAGGGAGGAGCUGAUAGAUACAACCAUAGAGGCUGCAGUGUCCAGGAUGCAGUCUGUGAUAGAACUGGGCAGACUGGUUCGAGAAAGAAAUACACUGCCUCUCAAGUACCCCCUGAAGGAGGUUGUGGCUAUAGCCAGUGACCCUGCCACACUGAGUGACAUCAAGGCUCUAGAGUCCUAUAUUGUUGAGGAAUUGAAUGUAAAGAGUCUGACCACAUCUACAGACAAAGAGAAGUAUGGUGCCCGGCUUCAUGCUGAACCAGACCACCGCAUACUGGGAACCAAACUGAAACAAGACUUCAAAGAUGUCCACAAAUCCAUCCAGUCAUUGACAGACAAGGACCUGAUGGCGUACCAGCAGUCUGGGGAAAUCACUGUACUGGGACAUCGUCUUGAGGAGGGCGACCUCCGCCUCAUGUACAAGUUUGACAGCGAAACUGGGGCCAAGCAGUACGAUGCCCACGCUGACCCUCAGGUGCUGGUGCUGGUGGAUGUGACCCCUGAUCAGACAUUGUUGGACGAAGGUGUGGCCAGGGAGGUCAUCAACCGCAUACAGAAACUCAGGAAGCAGGCAGGUUUGGCUCCAUCAGACGACAUCACCCUGUACUACAAAGCCAGCCCUGACCUUGUGAAGGUCAUCCAGGACUUCAGUGAGUUCAUCUUUUCCACAAUCAAGCAGCCACUGCAGCCAUUCCCUGUACCAGGCAAAGAGAAAGUCCUCAUUCAGGAAGACCAGAAGAUGAAAUCCUCUCACCUUGAGCUUGCCAUUGUAAAAAGAGGAAGUGGGUCCCUGGAGUCUGUUACCCUGCCCAGUGUACAGGUCCUGGCCCCAGCCCCUGUUGUAGCUGGUACCCAGCCUGCCUGUCGCUUUGUGAAUGUACAGCUAUGCAGGACCCAGUGCCAUGAAGGGGUCUCUGGGAGCCAGCAGGCUACAGUUCUCUUGGAGAAUCCUGUCGGCCAGUUUGUGCUUACACCAGAGGCUCUCAGAGAUCAGGUGAAAGCUGCAUUUGGUGUGCGAGGUCGUAAAAUGGAACUUUACGUGGAUGCGAACUGCAGUACCCCAGUCUCUUCAACGGCUGAUGUGAAAACAUUGGCAUCUAAAGUGCUGUACCUGAGUCCCUCCACAGGAAGUGUACCUGCCUGCAGUAGUGUUACCUCCCCUAUAUGCCAUUUUGCCAACCUGGAGUUUACUAGUGCUGGAAAGAGUGCUCAAGGGACAUUACUUUUAGAGAAUCCAAGGGGGUCAACUUGCACUGUGGCACAACUGCUCACCCAGGUAAAGGCCGUUGUAGGUCAAGAUGACCGCCAGGUGAAGGUGUUCCGGAAACCAGGACAGAAAGAUCAGGUGACAGCAGAAAGCGUGAAAGACAUCCUCUCUCUACAUGCCCAGACACUUUAUGCGGUUGACCAAUAAUGGCAGUUAAUUGUUAGGUCAUAUAUUCCUAUGAUUUGUAUAUUUUCUGUGACUGAAUUUUGUGAAUUGUAUGAUAUCAUUUGUUAUAUCCACUUUUAUGGACAGGUUAUUAUGUGAUUAAAUUGAUUAUAAUGGCUAUAUUAUUAUUUCAACUCUGUGUUUUGCAAGUGUACCAUAUGAAUACUGCUAUUUGCUUGACUUGUCACCAAUAUGAUCGAGCUAUGUUACUCACACUAAUGUUGGCGUCUACAUUAUGCUCUGUCCGAGGUAAACUUGCAACUUCCUGUAUCACUGUUUCUACUACAGGGCUUUAAUUGAAAUCUCCCUCAUGUGUAUGAGGCCAUUGUGUUGGGUCAGUGACCAAGUUCUAUAACUCUAACCUGCAAUUUAGCAGUAUUAUCUAAGGUGACCCCCCUCUUGAAAUUCAUAAAGUUUCGGCUUAAAGUUUACAUAUAUAGAUGAUAUUAUGUGAGUUUGGGAUAGAGAUCAAGUUUAUCAUGGGAGGCUUAGUACCAUGGUAGCGCGAGGCUUGCCUAAUUCUAUUUAUCCUAUAAUAUCUCCCUUUUUAUACAGGCGACGUAUUAUAGUUUCACCCUAGGCGGCGGGCGGCGUCCACAGCAGUGUCGGCUCUCUAAUACAAAUAGUUUUCAUCCGAUCUUCACCAAACUUGGUCAGAAGUUGUAUCUAGACAAUAUCUAGGUCAAGUUCGAAUAUGGGUUAUGCCAGAUCAAAACCUAGGUCACGGGGUCACUUAGUGCAUUUCAAGGAUUCAGCAUGGUGUCCGCUCUCUAAUUGAAGUAGUUUUCACCUGAUCUUCACCAAAUUUGGUCAGAAGUUGUGUCUAAAUCAUAUCUAGGUCAACUUUAAAUAUGGGUCAUGCUGGGUCAAAAACUAGGUCACGAGGUCACUUAGUGCAUUUCAAGCAUUAAGCAUGGUGUCCACUCUCUAAUAAGUCCCCUACCGGCUUCAACGGAGGGGACUUAUGGUCUGUGCUCCGUCUGUCUGUCUGUCCGUCCGUCCGUCCGUCACACUUUUCUGGAUUCUGCGAUAACUUAAGUACUUAAUAUUUUUUCAUGAAACUUGGAACAUGGAUAGAUGGCAAUAUGGACAUUAUGCACGUCAUUUCAUUUUGUUCCUACAUCUAAAAUUCUGGUUGCUAUGGCAACAAAUCGACUAAAAAUACUGCUGAAAAUGGUGGUUUUUUGGAUCCUGCGAUAACUUUAAAAGUUCUUAAUAUUUUUUUAUGAAACUUGGAACACGGAUAGAGGGCAAUAUGGACAUUAUGCACGUCAUUUCACUUUGUUCCUACGUCAAAAAUUAUGGUUGCUAUGGCAACAAAUAGACUAGAAAUACUGCUGAAAAUGGUGGUUUUCUGGAUCCUGCGAUAACUUUAAAAGUUCUUAAUAUUUUUCCAUGAAACUUGGAAGAUGGAUAGAUGGCAAUAUGGACAUUAUGCACGUCAUUUCAUUUUGUUCCUACAUCAAAAAAUCUGGUUGCUAUUGCAACAAUUAAAAAGAAUAUUCUGACAAUGGUGGAAUUUCUGACAAUGGUGGAGCCGGUAGGGGACUUUUAUUGCUUGGCAAUAGUCUUGUUGAAGUAGUUUUUAUCCGAUCUUCAACAAAUUUGGUCAGAAGUUGUAUCUAGACAACAUCUAGGUCAAGUUCAAAUAUGGGUCAUGGCGGAUGAAAAACUAGGUCACGUAUUCACUCUGUGCAUUUCAAGGAUUUAGCAUGGUGUUCGCUCUCUAAUUGAAGUAGUUUUCAUCCGAUCUUCACCAAAUUUUGUCAGAAGUUGUAUCUAGACAAUAUCUAGGUCAAGUUCGAAUAUGGGUCAUGCCGGGUCAAAAACUAGGUCACAGGGUCACUAAGUGCAUUUCAAGGAUUUAGCAUGGGUCCGUUCUCUAAUUCAAGUAGUUUUCAUCCGAUCUUUACCAAAUUUGGUCAGAAGCUGUGUCUAAAUGAUAUCUAUAUCUGGGUCAUGCCGGGUCAAAAACUAGGUCAUGAGGUCAAAUAGUGCAUUUCAAGCAAUUAGCAUGGUGUCCUAAACCUUCAAACGGGCGUAUCUUGUGACAGUUUGGCACUCUUGUUCAAUUAAUAAUUAUCAAAUAUUGCAGGUUUAUACAUUUGUAUUUUUCUGUAGUUGAUAAAAACAGAUUCAUUAAUUAAAAAAAAAGCAAAUCUGAUGUAUAAAAAGCAAAACUACAGAGAUCAAGUUGAUAUGAUUGUUGUUAUACUAUAGAUUUUCAUCUGGUAAUAGGAUAAAAUACAUAACUACAACAGAUAUUCAACCUAAAAUACUUCUAUGUCUUUGUGGUCAGGUGCCUGACAGAAAAUUUACAUUAUGCUAUCAAAGCAGAAGACAAGUCUAGCGCGCUGUCUCUGGACACAUCUUUUGUUAUUAAAAUAUUGGAUGAUAAAUGUGAAUGCCUUAACAAAUUUGAUGACAAGAUCGGAUAUUUAUGUAGUGCCUACAAAUAUGUAUUUGUAUUAUUAUUUAACAAAAUGAGAAGUGGCAAGUUUAGAUGGCUAUAUGUUUCCAUGUCUGCUUUAGUAUUUAUUUAAACAUAUUUUCAAAGUUUGAAGUGCAUCUUAUGUUUAGGUGAUUGGAAAAUAACAUGAAUUUUUCCCUCAA